AGCCUAUGUGUGGUGUUUGCUUCGCAAAACGAACAAUUCCUCGCGGCGCAAGGGACCCGACGGCCAGUAGCCAUGAGUGUCCUCGAUCCAUCCAAGGACAAGUUAGCAUACUUCAAGGACAACAUUCAGACAGCAGAAGACCAGGAGGACUUUGAUGCGAGUCAGUACUACUACAAUCGACAGGAAGGGUUCUUCAAGGCAGCGCAAUCGGGUCUAGCAGGUUGGCACCCUAGUGCAUCCAUCAUGACUUCGAGGCCGUAGGCAACGACGGUCUUUCGCCCGGAGCAGGAUUGACCAUGCCUUCGAUGCCACCUGGUGCGUUUGGAAGCUUUGGAAGUUCAGGCAGUAGUUCGCAGUCCAGCAUGAAUUCGUUUCUUGCGGCGACCACGACGGGGUUGGGGAUGGGAAGCAUUGGCAUGUCAAGCAUGGGCAUGGGAGGUGGUGUUGGCAUGGGGAUGGGCAUGGCAACUAGCAACACCGCGAGCAACAUCAACGUCCUUCGGCCGACACCGGCUGCGCCGACCAGUGCACUUCCUGCGCACGAGAUGAACUACAUGGCGCGUACAUUGAGCACGGAAGCCAUCCCUACCGCGCCGAAAGCACCGCGCCAGAUCUUUUCGGACAAAGGCCCCGACAUGUCCGAGUUCCCCGCGCUCACGUCUCGCUCGCUAUCGCUGGACGUCGACACGGGCGCCUCGUACCGCCAAAACUCGGAAUUUGUGAUUCAAAAGGAGGACUUUCCCGCCUUGUCGGCGUUUGGGUCGCAGCCCUUGACCAGCAACGAGAAGGCCAUGUCCACGACCAACGACGCCAUGCUGCAGCGCCACCAGCCCACGACCACCAACAACAAUGCGUCGAUCGGGUCUCGGUCUUCUGGGGGCAGCCUGACCAACUUCUCCCAAGGCAAUUUUCAAGCCAACAACUUGAACUCGUUUCCCACGCUCUCGGAGGCCAAACAGGGCAACGGCGCGUCUGACAGACAAGACGAACACCCCAAGUUUGGCUUGAUUGGCAUGCUGCAGUUCAUGCGACCCAACGACUCGGAGCGGACGCUCGUGCACGGCUACGACUUGACAUCGCUCGGGAUGAACCUAAACUCGUCCGAGUGCGUUGCUUUGCUGCUUCUUGUAUAUGAUUGUCCUUUUACUUUGACGCUUGUAUUCACACUAAUUUCAUUCUCACACACUAAUUCGUGUUUUCUGGAAUCCGAUGGGCUCGAUUCUUCUGCCGAUGCUAGUGUACUGUACAUCACAUUUGUCGUGAUCGAUCCUCCUGUUUGUAUCAAAUAUCGACAAUAUAUACAAUGUCCACCGACGAAUGAACUUGUGUGGCUGUAGAUCGCUGCAUCAGACGUUUGCGUCGCCGUGGGCAGACGGCCCGAGCACAAAGGAGCCGCAGUUCAACCUGCCCGCGUGCUACUACAACCAGCCGCCCGUGCUCAAGACGACGCACUUGAGCAAGUUCCAGCUAGAAACGCUCUUCUUUGUCUUUUACGCCAUGCCCAAGGACGUGGUCCAAGCCUAUGCGGCGCAGGAGCUGUACAUCCGCGAGUGGCGCUACCACGUCGAGCUCAAGCUCUGGUUCAAGCGGCAGCCAAACGAAGGCAGCGGCGUGGCGCAGUUCAUUUACUUUGACAUCAACACGUGGGAGCGACGGUUGUUUGGUGGCAACACAUCCGGAGUUAGUGCAGGGUUCAUGGGCGAAGACGACAUCCGAGUCAAGUUUAGCAACAGCGCAUAAAAUAUACUAACUAGUCGUUGGAUUUGGGAAUA
Molecule: messenger RNA, 1772 nt
Organism: Aphanomyces astaci
Lineage: Eukaryota; Oomycota; Saprolegniomycetes; Saprolegniales; Verrucalvaceae
Exons: 5
Coding region: 297-1337 (346 amino acids)
Biological process (GO): nuclear-transcribed mRNA poly(A) tail shortening; regulation of DNA-templated transcription
Cellular component (GO): CCR4-NOT core complex; P-body
Source: RefSeq, a predicted model, not a curated record